UCUUCCAUUCGGCCAGUCUGCCCUGAGGGUGAGGGAGAACUUCAGACCAAAUGGAGUCCAGGCAGCUUCCAGCUGCUUGGUCACUAAACAGUGGCGGUGCAGAAGAGGAAGGGGCAGUGGUGUCUUACACCCCACCCGCAUCACCGGGAAGAGUGGGAGCAAGUGAGGAAGUGGGAGAUGGUCCUCUAGUUUCCAUUACCAAGCAUGAAAAGGGUGACCAGUGGUCAUGCGACAGCUCUGCUUCUUCCUCAGAGAGUGAGGAUGAGGACGGUAAAGCCAGAAGGAAGAAGAAGAAGAAGCUGAAAAAGAAGAAGAGCAAGAGGUCCCACUCAUCCUCUGCUUCCAGCAGCUCCUCAGACAGCGACAGCAGUGAGGAUGAAAGAAAAAGAAGGAAAAGGAAAGAGAAGGGCGUGACGACCAUCAUACCUGAAUCAGGUCUGGUGCUGGAAAUAGUGUUAACACCACUGAAGGAGCAGAACGAUGAGCUGGAGAGGAAGAAAGCGAGAAAAGACAGCACUCGAUAUAUUUUGCUCUAUUUCAUCAAUGGUGCCAAUAAUUCUGGGCCUGACUGUACAUCUUCAUCUCUUGCCCAGAAGAAGAAAAUGAAGAAGAAGGACAAGAAAAAGCAAAAGAAGAAGAAGAAGAACAAGAAGCAUAAGAAGAAGAAGAAAAAGAAGAAGAAGGAUUCCAGCUGCUCUUCCUCAUCUGAUAGCUCCUCCUCAGAUAUAGAAGAUGAGGAAAAGAAGAAGAAGAAGAAAAAGAAGGCCAAGAAAAAAAAGAAGGAUUCAUCAAUCGACAGUACCAGCGAAGAUGAAAGGAGGAAGAAGAAGAAAAAGAAGGAAAAAAAGAGGAAGAAGAAAAACAAGAAGAAGCAGAAGAGGAAACAUAAGAAAAAGUACUACAGCUCCAGCUCCAGUUCAUCCUCAUCUGAGAGCGAAGAGGAACAGCUGAUCAAGAGCAUUAAGAAAGAGAAAGGAGAAUGCUCGGUUCGGGAUGGUGGUGCAGAGAAAAAGGAGGUACAGAUGGAGUUUGGAGAAGGGACGACGGGCGAGGAGAGCUUCGCUGGCGCUUCACAAUUCCCUGCAGAGGCUGAGCAGGACUGCAGGAGGUGUGACGAUGGAGAAAGAAGAGAGGGCGCUAAGAAGAAGUUAAAGAAGAAAAAGGAUUCUGCUUCAUCAUCGUCUUCCUCAUCUGUGGAUAGUUCAUCCUCAGACAGCGAUGAUGACAAAAAAAAGAAGAAGAAGAAAAAGAAGAAGAAGAAGAAGAAGAAGAAGAAGAAGAAGAAGAAGAAGAAGAAGAGAAAGAAGAAGGACUCCAGCUCGUCUUCAUCUUCAGAGGACUCCUCGUCCUCUUCAGAGAGCGAUAAUGAUGACAAAAAGAAGAAAAAGAAGAAGAAAAAGAAGAAAAAAAAGAAAAAGGCAAAGAAGAAGGAUUCCAGCUCAUCAUCAUCAGACUGGUCUUCAUCAGACAGUGGUGAUGACAAGAGGAAGAAGAAGAAAAAGAAGAAGAAGAAGAAGAAGAAAAAGAAGAAGAAGAGGAAGGCGAAAAUGGAUUCCAGCUCCUCAUCUUCUUCUGACAGUGAGGAUGAGAAGGAGAGGAGGAAGAGGAAGAAAAAGGCCAGGAAGAAGAAACGUAUGACUAAGAAGAAGAAAGAUUCUAGCUCCAGUUUUCCUUUCGGCAAUGACGAAAAUAAGAACAAAGAGCAAGAGAAGGAGACAGCUGGAGAACAGCAGCAGAAUGGAGGGCACAAGGCAUCGGAAAACAAAGGAGAGCCGUAUGAGCCCUUCCCAGGUGACCCAGGGCAGGAUGGCCUGGUAGAAGGUGCGGGGUGGUCUGGGCCUAGAGGCAACGGUGGGUUCACCUGGAGGGAUGGAGCUUAUCCGUCUACCAAUCUGGAUGCUGAGUCAACACCUGGAACCAGGGAAGAGUCUCCAUACCAAAUACUGAACGAGCACGAAUUGUGAUCCACCAGAUUCGUUAAUGGUGUUAUGGUCUCGGCCAAUCAGGAGAUAUAAGCUCUUCAUUUCAAUGUUUUUAACAUGCCUUUGUCGACUAGCCCCCUCACUGUUUCCCCUUGGGGGCAAUCCCUGAAGGUCGUUCCAUUCCUUUCCUAGCUUAAGAGAAGUUUGUUAGAUGAUCCCUUGGGUGGGCAAGGAACCAGGGGUCAAAAUAUCUAUACCACCAACAAAACAUGGGGUCUUUACUCGGAGUCGGACUGCUUGAUUGUAUCUCUAACGCCAGCUAGCACCACUGCUGUAUUAGCCUCUAAACAAAUGGCUAGCAGUCUACUUGAUUCCAAUUAGUUGGGUGAUGCAUUUGCAUAAUGCAUGCUGGGUACUGUAGUGAGAGGAACCCUCAUAGAUGAAAAGACGAAAACAUUACAAAAUCAUGGAUUCGGUCAAACCAAUCAAAUGCUAAAUGCUAAAUGCUAGAUUAAGGCUGGAAAGUGCCUAUAAACAAGAGUCACAAAGCUAACAUCCAAUCAAAGUGCUAUGAACAUACUAAGCAACAGACAUUUAUUAUACAUGACUAAAAACGCAGCUUCAAAAAAUAUGCUAGCUAGCUUCUCAGAAACCUUAAAGCGAAGCAAUUAGCAUCAAUGGAAAUGGUGGGUUCUCUUUCUAAACCAGGAGCUGAAGCCAGCUAACGUAAUUAUUCACAAGGUUUUAGUAAAUUUCACCCAAACAUUUCAAGAAAAGUUACAAAGUUUCUUUAGCAAGCUAAUCAGCGAGCUACAGGCAUGUGUUCCCAUUGGAAAGCCGGUGUUGGCUGCUCCUUCCCCGAUUCUGAAGCGAAACAGACGAGGGCAUGUUAAAGACAGUAUGACUGAAAUUUUGUACCUAAAGUUUUAGUUUUUUCCACUUUUUUGACUCACUUUUAAACAUUCUAGCAAUCAUGUGAUCUAAAUUUUGUGAGAUGUGAUCGAAAUUUUGUGAAAUGACUUAAUCAACAUGGAAAUAAAUCGUCUUUGCAAUGUUUCUUUGGCUUUUGCCAGCAAUUUCAACCACUAUUUCAACGAUUAUAGUGAUUUUCGUGAUCUGAAAUUACCUGAAAUAAUGUAAAUGGAAUGAAAUGGGGUAAUACUACACCUUUUGGGAUGAUAUUUUUCUUGUUUUUCAGUGGAAUAUCAUAACUGGUCUGACAGUGGGUGAAGAGACGUUGUCACUUUGAGUGAAAGUAAUGAAUGUACACACAUUAGCCUAGAAAAUACACACUGGUUUGAUGAAAUUGCAAACUGGCACCUUUGCAUCUAAAGACUGUUAUAGUGUUUAUCAUUGGAGAGAUGCCAGUCAUUGUAGGCGUCUGUCAGUUUGAACUUGCACAGCUUGUUCAUUUCUGUUUUGCUGGAUUGCAUGACAGCCUUCAAUUUGCUUUCAAACAGUUCAAAUUUCACAUUUCAGCAUCUGAAUAAAAAUGAGUCAUGCAGGAUUGAUUCUGUAUCUGUGUUGCUGUUUAUACAGACGUCAUCUGUCACAAUUAUAAUUACAAGGCUGUGAGCUUUUCAGUUUGCCUUUUGUACAUGCAGCUAAAUUUUGCAGCAGAGUUUUUCAAAGUAGGUUUAGAACAGAGACGCAGUGAAAGGCAUUGGGCAGUGUAAUGAGCUGGGUGCUUAACAUGCGAUAAAU
Molecule: messenger RNA, 3626 nt
Organism: Pygocentrus nattereri (red-bellied piranha)
Lineage: Eukaryota; Metazoa; Chordata; Actinopteri; Characiformes; Serrasalmidae
Exons: 19
Coding region: 51-1964 (637 amino acids)
Source: RefSeq, a predicted model, not a curated record